AUGGCUUAAAAGUGACAGACUUAUACAGGAACAAAGAUUGAGAAUAGCUCUCAAGUCUCUCCCUAUAAAAUUUCACAUCUUCUCUACUCCCCUGCACUUCACACAUACAAUCCAAUCUUUUAUUUCUUUCUACCAAUCUUUAAUGGCUUCAAAAAGCAAGAUUCUGAUCAUUGGAGGGACAGGCUACAUCGGCAAGUACAUCGUCAAGGCAAGCGCGAAGUCCGGCCACCCAACGUUUGCACUGUUGAGGGAAACAACAGCUGCUUCUGGUACUGAGAGAGGUAAUCUCCUUGAGAGCUUCACGAAAUCUGGCGUGUCUUUCCUCCAGGGAGAUCUCAACGAUCAUGGAAGUUUGGUGAAGGCAAUUAAGCAGGUGGAUGUGGUGAUCUGUACUGUAGGGAAGCAAUUGAUACAAGAGCAGGUGAAGGUCAUAGCUGCCAUUAAAGAAGCCGGGAAUGUGAAGAGAUUCUUCCCUUCAGAGUUUGGAAAUGAUGUUGAUAAUAUCCAUGCUGUUGAGCCAGCAUUGUCCAUGUGGAAUAAGAAGGUUAAAAUCCGCCGAACCGUUGAAGCUGAAAGAAUUCCCCACACCAUUGUUGUCUCCAACUUCUUCGCCGGCCAUUUCCUCCCUAGUUUGGCACAGACUGGAGCCACAACUCCUCCUCGAGACAAAGUAGUCAUAUUAGGGGAUGGAAAUCCCAGGGUAAUUUGUAACAAGGAGGAAGACAUUGGUACUUACACAAUUAAAACUGUGGAUGACCCAAGAACCUUGAAUAAGAUCCUCUACAUCAAACCACCUGGAAACAGUAUCUCAUUCAAUGAGCUUGUGUCUCUCUGGGAAAAAAAGAUUGGUAAAACCCUUGAAAGGGUCUAUGUUUCAGAGGAACAACUUUUGAAGGAUAUCCAAGCUGCUCCAUUUCCAGUAAAUGUAACUUUGUCACUUGAACACUCAGCAUUUGUGAAAGGUGAUCAUACAAACUACAAGAUAGAUCCUUCUAUUGGACUGGAGGCUUCUGAGCUAUAUCCUGAUGUGAAAUACACCACCAUAGAUGAUUACAUGAAUCAGUUUGUUUAAUUUUUUUUUUUUUUUUUUUUUUCUUGGGUUCCUUGCUUCAAAGAAAGGGAGACUUCAUUAGUUCAAGUCU
Molecule: messenger RNA, 1142 nt
Organism: Telopea speciosissima
Lineage: Eukaryota; Viridiplantae; Streptophyta; Magnoliopsida; Proteales; Proteaceae
Product: phenylcoumaran benzylic ether reductase Pyrc5-like
Exons: 5
Coding region: 143-1072 (309 amino acids)
Molecular function (GO): oxidoreductase activity
Source: RefSeq, a predicted model, not a curated record